AGCAGGAAGGGGACGAAGCGGCCUGGGACCCCGUAAAGAGAAGAGGAGAACGAGGGGACGAGAGCGGAGGAGGAAGAUGCAACUGACUCGCUGCUGCUUCGUGUUCCUGGUGCAGGGUAGCCUCUAUCUGGUCAUCUGUGGCCAGGAUGAUGGUCCUCCCGGCUCAGAGGACCCUGAGCGUGAUGACCACAAGGGCCAGCCCCGGCCCCGGGUGCCUCGGAAGCGGGGCCACAUCUCACCUAAGUCCCGCCCCAUGGCCAAUGCCACUGUCCUAGGGCUGCUGGCCCCACCUGGGGAGGCUUGGGGCAUUCUUGGGCAGCCCCCCAACCGCCCGAACCACAGUCCCCCACCCUCAGCCAAGGUGAAGAAAAUCUUUGGCUGGGGCGACUUCUACUCCAACAUCAAGACGGUGGCCCUGAACCUGCUAGUCACAGGGAAGAUUGUGGACCAUGGCAACGGGACCUUCAGCGUCCACUUCCGACAUAAUGCCACAGGCCAGGGCAACAUCUCCAUCAGCCUCGUGCCCCCCAGUAAAGCUGUAGAGUUCCACCAGGAACAGCAGAUCUUCAUUGAAGCCAAGGCCUCCAAAAUCUUCAACUGCCGGAUGGAGUGGGAGAAGGUAGAACGGGGCCGCCGGACCUCGCUUUGCACCCACGACCCAGCCAAGAUCUGCUCCCGAGAUCACGCUCAGAGCUCAGCCACCUGGAGCUGCUCCCAGCCCUUCAAAGUCGUCUGUGUCUACAUCGCCUUCUACAGCACGGACUAUCGGCUGGUCCAGAAGGUGUGCCCAGAUUACAACUACCAUAGUGAUACCCCCUACUACCCGUCUGGGUGACCGGGGGCAGGCCACAGAGGCCAGGCCAGGGCUGGAAGGACAGGCCUGCCCAUGCAGGAGACCAUCCGGACACCGGGCAGGGAAGGGGUUGGGCCUCAGGCAGGGAGGGGGGUGGAGAGGAAGAGAUGCCAAGUGGGGCCAGGGCCAAGUCUCAAGUGGCAGAGAAAGGGUCCCAAGUGCUGGCCCCAACCCGAAGCUGUGGUGUGACUAGAUCACAGGAGCACUGGAGGAGGAGCGGGCUCUCUGUGCAGCCUCACAGGGGUUUGCCACGGAGCCACAGAGAUGCUGGAUCCCCGAGGCCUGUGGGCAGGCCGAUCAGUGUGGUCCCAGAGUCAUGGGAGGAACCUAAGCCCUUGGUUCUUGCCAUCCUGAGGAAGGACAGCGACAGGGAUGGGGAGAUUUCAUCAGUGUGGACAGCCUGUCAACUUAGGAUGGAUGGCUGAGACAGGGCUUCCUAGGAGCCAGUCAGGAGGGUGGGGUGGGGCCAGAGGAGCUCUCCAGCCCUGUCUAGUGGGCAGCCCUGAGCCCCUUGUCCUGUGCUGAGCAUGGCAUGAGGCUGAAGUGGUGACCCUGGGGUCUUUGAUGUCUUGACAGAUUGACCUUCUGUCUCCAGCCAGGCCACCCCUUUCCAAAAUUCCCUCUUCUGCCAGCGCUUCCCCUCUACCACCCAUUGCUGAUGGCACACCCAUCCUUAAGCUGAGACAGGACGAUGGUGGUUCUCCCAGCACUAAGGCCACAGCCCAUCCAUGUGCUGUGUGUCCCUCUUCCACCCCACCCUCUGCUGGCUCCUCUGGGAGCAUCCAUGUCCUGGAGAGGGUCCCUCAACAGUCAGCCUCGCCUGUCAGACUGGGGUUCUCCCGGAUCUGGAUGGCGCUGCCCUCUCAGCAGCGGGCAUGGGUGGGGCGGGGCCAGGCCGCAGAGCAUGUGCUGGAUCUGUUCUGUGUGUCUAUCUGUGGGUGGGGGGAGGGGAGGGAAGUCUUGUGAAACCACUGAUUGACUUUUGUGUGCAGAACCAUGUUCUUGGAGCAGGAAAUAAAGCUUGCCCCGGGGCACUGGA
Messenger RNA from Mandrillus leucophaeus (drill), 1892 nucleotides. RefSeq names its product neurexophilin 3 (gene NXPH3). The transcript has 2 exons. The record is from RefSeq and is a predicted model, not a curated record. Bases 77 to 835 code for a protein of 252 amino acids. Gene Ontology annotation, molecular function: signaling receptor binding. Lineage: Eukaryota; Metazoa; Chordata; Mammalia; Primates; Cercopithecidae.